Choloepus didactylus (southern two-toed sloth) is the source of this 3647-nucleotide messenger RNA. It is a transcript of the gene RASSF5, whose product is annotated as Ras association domain family member 5. The transcript is spliced from 6 exons. Gene Ontology annotation, cellular component: nucleus. Lineage: Eukaryota; Metazoa; Chordata; Mammalia; Pilosa; Megalonychidae. The coding region runs from base 77 to 1333 and encodes 418 amino acids. Gene Ontology annotation, biological process: signal transduction. The record is from RefSeq and is a predicted model, not a curated record.
CUGGGGCCGCCCCUUCUCUCGGGGCUGGCUCGGGAGCUGCGCCGCGCCAGGAGACAACCGCCGCCACUAGCCGGGCAUGACCAUGGCGUCCCCGGCCAUCGGGCAGCGCCCGUACCCGCUUCUCCUGGACCCCGAACCGCCGCGCUAUCUGCAGAGCCUGAGCGGCCCCGAGCCGCAGCCACAGCCCCCCGGCCGGUCGUCGCGCCGCUGCGCCCGCGCGCCCCUCUCCACUGCGCCCGGGGUGCAUGAGGGGCGCAGCGCUCGGAGGACUGCCCGGGGGGACCUGGAGCCCCAACCCAGGGCUUCCCGACCCCCUCGCCCUCUCCGGCCGGGUCUACAACAGAGACUGCGGCGGCGGCCUGGAGCGCCCCGGCCCCGCGAUGUGCGGAGCAUCUUCGAGCAGCCUCAGGAUCCCCGCGUCCCGGCGGAGCGAGGCGAGGGGCAUUGCUUCGCGGAACUGGCGCUGCGGGGCGGCCCCGGCUGGUGUGACUUGUGCGGACAAGAGGUGCUGCGACAGGCGCUGCGCUGCGCUAACUGUAAAUUCACCUGCCACCCGGAGUGCCGCAGCCUGAUCCAGCUGGACUGCAGUCAGCAGGAAGGCCCAUCCCAAGACAGACCCUCUCCAGAGAGCACCCUCACCCCUGCCUUCGGCCAGAAUGUCUGUAAACUGGCCGAGGAGACACGGCGCCCGCCCACGCUGCAGGAGAUCAAGCAGAAGAUUGACAGCUACAAUUCCCGGGAGAAGAACUGCCUGGGCAUGAAGCUGAGCGAAGACGGCACCUACACGGGUUUCAUCAAAGUGCAUUUGAAACUUCGGCGGCCGGUGACAGUGCCUGCCGGGAUCCGGCCCCAGUCCAUCUACGAUGCCAUCAAGGAAGUGAACCUGGCAGCCACCACGGACAAGCGGACGUCCUUCUACCUGCCACUCGAUGCCAUCAAGCAGCUGCACAUCAGCAGCACCACCACGGUCAGUGAGGUCAUCCAGGGGCUGCUCAAGAAGUUCAUGGUCGUGGACAAUCCCCAGAAGUUUGCACUUUUUAAGCGGAUACACAAGGAUGGGCAAGUGCUCUUCCAGAAACUCUCCAUUGCCGACUGCCCUCUCUACCUACGCUUACUUGCUGGCCCUGACACUGAUGUCCUCAGCUUUGUGCUAAAGGAGAAUGAAACUGGAGAGGUGGAGUGGGAUGCUUUCUCCAUCCCCGAGCUCCAGAACUUCCUAACAAUCCUUGAAAAAGAGGAGCAGGACAAAAUUCAACAAGUGCAGAAGAAGUACGACAAGUUUAGGCAGAAACUGGAGGAGGCCUUAAGAGAAACCCAGGGCAAACCUGGGUAACCAGUCCUGCCUCUUCACCGCUUGGUGCCCUCGGAUUUAUUUUUAUUAUUAAUUAUUAUUUUGCAACAGACACUUUCUCAGGACACCUCUGGCGGGUGCAUUUGUGCUCGCCCAGCAGUUCUAGAUGUGGCACAAAACGUCUCUGAUGGAACAACUGCUUGUGCAGGGGGCUCUUCCCCCGCCCCUCCACAUCGUGCCCUCUGCAGACUCUACCAAGGAAUUGGUACUCUUGUAGAAAGAACCACCGUCGUCUUCUCUCCAUCUGCAAGCCUUUCGCAAACCAAAUAGUUGCCUCUCUCGUCACCAAACUGGACUGAUCACACCAGUCAGCAAAGGAGAGACAGAUUUUAAAAGCUUUCCCUGGCUUUUAUUCUUCUUCAGUUUCUCUCUUAUUUGCCACCACAAAACCUUUGAGUCAAAAGGUGUAGCGUAUUCCUUUAGCAGGUCUGGUCUAAGCCCCUGAAAGCAGAAUAAUGCUCAAGGGUCAAUCCCACUGCCCACAAGGUGUCUGUUGUUCAUGCUUAAUGGACACUCUUAAAGCCACUGGCCCCAGUGCUCAGGGUAAGGAGCCCUGAAACCAAGGAUGGCUCAGAGAUUUUCAGACAAGCUGCAGCCUGCCCUGACCUGGGCCUUCAUCUCCCAAAGGACUCUGCAUGUAAAUCCAAAGACAUACAGCUGUGUGUAUUUGGAACCCAGUCGUAUUUUUGUCAAUUGUUUGUUUCUAAGUUACAAAUUUGAAUUCAGUAUUGCCAUUGUCCUGUUUUUUCACCCAAGGGAAACCAGCCAUUUGCCAUUUUAAAAGUCUCCUACUGAGUAAUAAAACCAGGCAGUAAGAGAAAGCCAAAAAGUAUUGCAGAGAAAUACGUCAAAAGCUGUAUCCAGCCUUCCCUGCCUCCAGUUAGAGAGCAGAGGAGGGCCUGGGCUGCCUUGGUUUCCCCUUGGCCUCCAGCACUGCCUCCCUCCUCCCUCUGGGACUCCGGAAUCCCAGGUGCUGCCAGAGGCACUGCCUUGAUUACACGGAGGGGAACCUCCCCUUGCCCAACUUGGAUUCCUUCCUGUCUGGUCUGCCCUGAGAAAGGAAGGUGAGUCGGUGGGCCCAGUCUCCCCUUUGACCUCAGUGCCUUUUUGUUUUCAGAGAGACUGCAGCAGGACGCGUUUGCUUAAAGUUCUGCUGCUAGCUUGCUCCAGCCAGGAAGUGGACAUCUGGCACUGUGGGAGACAAGGCCAGGAGAGCCCUCACUCCCGGUAUGGGGCGAGGGUCAGAGACCUCCUUCCCAUCUGAACUCCUGCUUUGACCUCCAAGAAGGGAGGUCACACCACACUGGCAGGGCCGAUCAGAUUCCUGAGUCUGUACCAAUUUGUACUGGCUCCUCAUUUAGGUUUAAACUUAAAAAUAAAUUAGUCAAACAAGUCAAGCAAGUAGUCUGGACUGCAAAAACACUCCAAGGCAGAGAGAAAAGGAGUUUUAAUUUUCAAAUCAGGUAGGUUUCCAAUCCAGCCUCCGAGAGACCAUUUCUUUCCUGUCCUUGCCUUCCCAAGUCCUUCUCGGAUUGGUUCAAGCCCAAGCUUCUUUGUGUAGCCUCAGAAGUUCCUUCCCUGACCCUUGCUGAGUCCAAACUGCCCCGAUCCCAGAAGGAAUGCUGACCCUUGUCAUAUGAACUAUGUGUAGUCUUCAGAGCUGCAAAAGCAAGAUUUUUUAAACCACAUAACCCUGGUUAUCUGCCAUCUCAUGUUCAGCCUUAUCACUUCCCUUCCUUAAAAAAAAACCUCUCUCCCUGCUGUAUAUGAAGGGAGUGGGUAGAAAGUCAUUUUUCCCUCAUCUUGCAUGUCUCUAAAAUGACUAGAAGGCAUGGCUCCUGCUGCAACUGCUGUUCAAUGCUGCUGAGAACCUCCCUCUGAUGGGGAUGGCUAUUUUAUUUUCAAGAAGGAAAAAGAGUUGUGUGUGUAUGUGUGUGUGUGUUUCUGUGUAUAUAUAUAUACACAAACUCACACGUAUACACACACGUAUGCAUACACAUAUACAUAAAGGCAUAUAGCUAUGUAUAAAGAGACAAGGGUGUUUAUGAAAUAAGAAAGUUAUGGGAAAAUUCAGAUUUUAUCUAAAGCAUAGUUAGACUCAGGACCUGUGCUGAAGUCUAAGCCUCUGUAAAAAAUAUGUAUCAAGAAUUUCUUCCCUCCCAGAGGUGGGCAUAACUGCUGGUAGUGCCUUCUACAGUUGUGUUACUCCGUGUGUGUUUGUUUUAAGGAAAUUUUCUUUUUAAAUGUCUUUCCUAUAUGGGUUUUAAAAAAAAAUAAAAGCUUGUUGCAAAAGUGA